This is a messenger RNA of Magnolia sinica, 1764 nucleotides long. RefSeq names its product zinc finger protein WIP2-like. The transcript is spliced from 2 exons. The record is from RefSeq and is a predicted model, not a curated record. The coding region runs from base 95 to 1042 and encodes 315 amino acids. Gene Ontology annotation, molecular function: DNA-binding transcription factor activity. Lineage: Eukaryota; Viridiplantae; Streptophyta; Magnoliopsida; Magnoliales; Magnoliaceae. Gene Ontology annotation, biological process: regulation of gene expression; anatomical structure development. Gene Ontology annotation, cellular component: nucleus.
UCUAUACUUUUAUACCUCUUUUAUUAGUAGGUUUUGAUGAUCUCUCUCUCUCUAUAAGCUUCCUCCUUUCCAUCAAUCUCCUCUCCUCCCCACCAUGACAGACCCCUACUCCAAUUUCUUCGAAGGAAUUUACAACUUCAACCCUUUCUUCCAGCAUCUCAGCUCCUCCAAUCCCCACCCACCAUCAUAUAACACCCACCCUCAUCUUCCAUCCUCACCACCCUCUCCACCUCUAAGAGAAGCUCUCCCACUCCUCAGCUUUUCUCCUAUAAGACAUAGAGAAGAAGAAGAACAAGAAGUGGAGGAAGAUGAUGAAGAAGAAGAAGAAGAGCCCUCAUGUAAUGCUAUGGAAGAAGGUGAAGGAAAUGAAGAAAGUAGUGUUACUGUGGCCCUACAUAUAGGGCUCCCUACACCCAGUGAAGCUGAUCUCAUCUCUGCUAGGGUAGGGAAAGAGGAAGGAGAAGGUCUUGUUUCAGGGAACUACCCUACAACCACUCUCAACAAGGGUCAGUACUGGAUCCCUACCCCUUCUCAGAUUCUCAUUGGCCCUACACAGUUCUCAUGUCCUGUUUGCUUCAAGACCUUCAACAGAUACAACAAUAUGCAGAUGCAUAUGUGGGGGCAUGGAUCUCAAUAUAGGAAAGGGCCUGAAUCUCUACGAGGCACUCAGCCCACAGCCAUGCUUAGGCUUCCUUGCUAUUGCUGUGCACCUGGGUGCAGGAACAACAUAGAUCACCCAAGAUCAAAGCCACUGAAGGAUUUCAGAACCCUUCAGACCCACUACAAGAGGAAACAUGGAAUCAAGCCCUUCAUGUGUCGGAAAUGCGGCAAGGCCUUUGCGGUGAGGGGCGACUGGAGAACACAUGAGAAGAACUGUGGGAAGCUGUGGUACUGCAUCUGCGGGUCUGAUUUUAAGCACAAGAGAUCUCUCAAGGACCACAUUAAAGCCUUUGGCCGCGGCCAUGCAGCUUAUGGGAUCAACUGCUGCUUUGAAGAAGAUGAACCUGCUUCUGAAAUCGAACAAGAUGAAUCAUCACACUGAUGAAAAGAGAUGAGUUAUGUUCGACCUAAACUAGUGGGUUUCAUCCUAAGUAACAACCCUUCUAAUAUCUACUUAAUUAACUUUGUGGGUGACUUUUUUUGUGUUUUUUUUUGGGUCUAAAGUACUAAACCAAAAUACAACAAUGUCAGACUCAUUUCGUGUAAAUCCAGUUUGCUUUCAUCUCAUGUCAAUGGAAUGUGGAUGGAUGCCUUUGCCUUUACCUUCCUUCUUUGAUACAAUGCCAUUGAUGAACCGUCUCUCUCUCUUUUUUUUUUCGCUUUCUUUCUUUCUUUCUUUUUUUACUUUAUUUAUUUAUUUUUUUAAUGAACUGUCAUCUACUCCUCUCUCCAUAAUCCUUUGCUAGUCUCUCAUCUUUAUCAUUUUCUUUCAACGAUAAACUCGAUCCUCUAAGCAAAAAGCCGAUGAGGUUAUAGUCUUAUUAAUGAAUUUAAAGCUCAUAUCUUUGAAUGGCUUCAUUUCUUACAUUUCUAACCUUUUUCUCUCUUCUGAAGGAGUUAAAGCUUACCAACACAUGUAGAAAGAAUCAGUAAGAAAGAAAAUUGUCAAGAUAAGAGGGUUCUCAUUAAUUUGAUAUUUCCAAUUUAAUUUCCUAUUUAUCUCUUUUUUAGUCUUGCCUAACUUUCAUUUGUAACUUAAUCUCUUCUCUUACAUGUAUUUGGAAAUAAUUACUGGAUAAGAUUCUAGAUGGCAGAUUUAUUCUA